AUGGGAACCGAACACUUCCAAUCGCAACUCCAAUCCACCGAACUCCGACUGGCGAUCUUAUCCAAGUGGGAUAUCCCCAAAGGCUCAAGAAUCCUCGAGCUAGGAUUCGGACAAGGAGAUUGCACUGCUGUCCUCGCUGAGCUCGUGGGUCCAAACGGUCAUGUCACCGCGGUAGAUCCAGGAUCGUUGGACUACGGAUCCCCUUACACGCUCGGACAAGCGCAGGAUAACCUGUCGUCUAGCGUGCUGGGUCCACGGAUCACCUGGAAGCACGCCGAUCCCGUCGAAUUCCUGAAAAAUCAUGACGGCCAGUACGACAUCGCGGUUCUCGUGCUCUGCACCUGGUACUUCGCAUCGCCGAAGGUCCUCAGCGAUAUGCUCUCGAUGCUGGCCAAGAGCAAUGUCGGUAAAGUCUGCAUCGCAGAAUGGAGCCUCUCCUCCAACCAAGCGCAGAGUCAUAUUCUUGCUGCUCUCGCUCAGGCGGCAUUGCAGUACCAUAACCUGUCUUCGUCGGCCAACAUUCGUACUCUAUUUUCUCCGGCAGUCCUCGAGGCGAGCGCCACCGUGGCUGGGCUCAAACUUGAGAGGUCAUCGACACUAAUCCCUGCCGAUAACGUAUUGGAUGGCCUGUGGGAGGUGCAGAUUGUGCUUGGUGACGGGUUUAUGAAAGAUUUGGAUAGUUUCGUGAAGGAUGACAGGCAGAGGUCCCUGAUCAUGUCGAUGAGGGAUGCAGUACGGGCGAGUUAUGAGCAGGCUGGUGGGAAAAAGCAAGUACGUUCCAUGGACGUCUGGUAUGCUACAUUUUUGAAGGCUUGA
Molecule: messenger RNA, 816 nt
Organism: Desarmillaria tabescens
Lineage: Eukaryota; Fungi; Basidiomycota; Agaricomycetes; Agaricales; Physalacriaceae
Product: S-adenosyl-L-methionine-dependent methyltransferase
Exons: 2
Coding region: 1-816 (271 amino acids)
Source: RefSeq, a predicted model, not a curated record